CAGCCAGCCUCAAAGUCUGCCAACGCCCUUUCCCCUUCCUCGCCUCCCCGUCCCACUCCUACGAAGCGGCGGCGGCAGCAGCAGCAGCAGCACCCCUGCACCCAGCGCCAUCAGCAAUGCCAACAGGGCCUGAGUGCUCAGUCUCAGCCCGCCCCACACCCUGCCUCGCUCAUCGUUACGUCUUUGGCAAGUUUGGCCAGGCCUCGGUCAGCAGCAGCAGCAGCAGCAGCAAUAGCCUCCGCCACCGCUGUUGAAGCACCAAGGGGGGAAGGGGGGCAGCCUCGUCGCGUUCCUCAUCACCUCGCUGCCACCCUGGGAACUCAAGUGCAGCUCACCUCCAUCCGCCCAGGGGUAGUGCUCACUAGUGAGGGGGCACCACUGAAUCACCACGCUGCCAACAGCCACCUCUCAGGCAUGGCUCCCAUUCGGGACUCGGUCAGCCACUCCCCUAACCAAACAGGUUUGGAUCACACCGGUCUGGAUUCUCAGUAUGAAAAUUCUCCCUGGAGUUCUGGCAGCGACUCAAACAGCAAUUGGGGCAAAGUCAUUGUAGACAGUUGUGACAAGGGACCGUGGCCCUCCAUCACUGGCAGUGACCCAGAGUUAGCCUCAGAAUGUAUGGAUGCUGACUCUGCCUCAAGCUCGGGGUCAGAAAAAAACCUUAGUAUAAUGGCUUCUGGGAACACUGGCGGCGACAGCAACGGCAAUAGACAAGGCAGCAACGGUCAGAGCUCCCCAUUUAUGGUUGCAAAUGGCAGCAAUAAUGUUGGAAAUGGGAGUGUCAAGGGGCCUUGGGGCGUUUCCAAUGGUCCGAUGCUAAGCACAUGCCAAGGCUCAGGAGAGAACCCUGGUGGCAAAAUGGCUGAAAGCGGCCAUGGCAAAUUAAAUGCAUGGGGUACCCAAGGUCCCUCAACCAAUGGAGGUAUAAAUCCAAGCACUUUGAACCCAAAUGCCAACCAUGGUGCCUGGCCUGUUCUGCAGAACACUGGGCCUAACUCCCUUGGGAAUGGUGGCACCAACACUCAACGAAGCACCGUAGGUCAAAUGCCCAGCCUUCAGAGUAGUAUUAACUCUAAGAUGGCCUGGGGAACCCUGCAGGACAGCAUGGCCGAGUCCGACGUCAGCGGUACAAACAAGCUUCCAAGUGGGCAGCCUCAAAACCUUAACACUGAAAUGAAUGGACCAAAUAACACUACUAACACGUUGACCUCUAGUUUACCAAACUCUACAGGUUCAGUGCAGAUGAGCGAGCAGUCCGCAGGGCACAGAGCCUGGCCUGUGAGCUCAGGGGGCUCCCCUCAGCUACCCAUCCCCUCUCCGCUCUCCAACGGCACUUCCAUUUCUCAGCAGCAGCAGCAUGGCAACAGCAGUGAGGGAACGAAUGGCGGGUCGUACGGUACAGCAUGGGGAGCUCCGACCGGCACUACUUACUCUGGAGACAAAUGCCCCACACCCAAAGGCCCAGCCGCGGGCGACACUGUGAACGCAACUCUAAUGCAGUCAGGGCCCAAUGGCUCGGCCUCUGCUAACACCAAUGCUCCUUUCAAGAAUAAUAUCGGUGGUGGCGGCAGCAGCAGCAAUGGGGUAGCCAGCCACGGAGGAGGCUGGGAUUCGGCCCCCACGGCCCCGCAAGAUCGCUCCCCCUGGCCUACAGGCAACGGCAACGGCAUGGGCCCCGCCAGCAUCCCCCGGCCCUGGGGCAGCGUUUCCUCGUCCUCAUCCUCUUCCUCCUCCUCCUCUUCUUCAAACACUGGCACUAAGGUCUCCAACGGGGAGUGGAACCCACUACCCGGCAACAAUCAGCAUUCCAAUGACGGCACAAACGGGAGCAGGAAGGGAACAAAUGGCUGGAAGUCCCUGGAGGUUGACGCCCUGGGGCUGGGGGGCAGUGGCGGCAGCAGUGGCCAGGCCUCUCAGGGCAGCACAUGGAACAAGUCCACAGGUAGCGAGGGCAGCGGGGAUAGCUCCAGUGGCCGUGGCGAGAGAGAUGGACAGUCGCGAAGUGGCGCGGGCCGCAGCAGGAGGGGUACCCCGCCAGGGCCCACCGCGCCGGGAGUGUCCCGGGCGGACGUGGACCCCCGCGUCAUUUCCAACACUGGCUGGGGGCAGACGCCAGUCCGCCAGAACACAACUUGGGAUGUCUCCAGCAUCGAGAAGAAGCCGGCCACUGACACAUCCGGCUGGGGCACCGCUCCCGCACAGCCGGCCAGCACCGGUGGUGGAUGGGGAGAUGGACCGGGCGGAGGCAACAACAACAACAACACCACCAACACCAACACCAGCGAUGGAUCCUCGAUGUCAGGGUGGGGCGACCCAAAGCCCUCUUCUGGAUGGGGCGAUGCCAAAGGCCCAACUGCACAGGCCGGAGGCUCCGGAGGCUGGGAGGAUGGCAUGAACAAGCGCAAUAGCCCGUGGGGUGGCAGCAAGGACAAGCCCUCUUCCUCAUCAACCUGGAGCAGCGCCCCUAAGACCAAACAGGGCUGGGGUGCCCCCUCUGGUGGAGAAGGCUGGGGUGGUGAAUCAUCACGUGGCGAAUCAUCGCGUGGAAACCAUUGGAGUGAACCCCAGAAAUCCACCUCUGGAGGCUGGGACAGGGAGAGGGACAGGGAGAGGGACAGGGAGAGGGACAACGACAGUGACCGCUCUGGCUCGACCUGGAAUGACCCGGGCCGCUGCAACACCAGCAACACCUGGGGUGGAAGCGGAGAAGCCAACACCCCCCAACAGAAUGGCCCGGCCAGCGGCUGGGGAGAACCCCAGAAACCCAGCCAUCAAAACCAGGGCUGGGGAGAACCCCAGAAACCCAGCCACAGCGCCCCGGGCUGGGGCGAGCCAGUCAAACCCAACAACCCCUCAGAAUGGGGUAAGCCACAGGAUGCCAACAGCGGCUCUUUCAGGGGCGCCCCCAAUCCCCAGCCUGGUGGCCCAGGUUCAAACAAGGCCCCUGGUUGGCAGGGAGGCCCAAUUCCUCAAAAGGAGGAGGAUUCCACUGGCUGGGAGGAGCCGUCCCCCGAGUCCAUCAGGCGCAGGAUGGAGAUUGACGACGGCACCUCAGCGUGGGGAGACCCCAAGAAAUAUAAGUGUGGCAACGUGAACAUGUGGAAUAAGAACAGCGGAGCAGAUCAGGCCAUGGAGGGACCCCCGCCACCGCAGCCCCAGCCACCUCAGGGCCCAACCAACAUGGCCCCCAACAUGGCCCCCAACAUGGCCCCCAACAUGGCCCCCAACAUGGCUCCCAACAUGGCUCCCAACAUGGCUCCCAACAUGGCCCCCAACAUGGCCCCCAACAUGGCCCCCAACAUGGCCCCAAAGGAGAAGACCUGCAGCUCAGGAUGGGGAGAGACGUACAGCGCCCCGCAGAAGAUGGAGACGUCCACUUGGGGUGAGCCGGCGGGACCCCCAGUUUCUGUGGACAAUGGCACCUCGGCCUGGGGCAAACCCAUGGACACCAGCGGAUCCACCUGGGAGAACCCUGGUGGUCACCAAGAGAGCUCCGGAACCGGUGGCUGGGGGAACUCCUCCAUGGGCCAGCAGCCAACACACAAGACUGGACCCAAACCUAUGCAAGACAACUGGUGUGGAGAAGAGAUGCCCAUGCCUGGCAACUGCCACUCUAACUGGGAGGAAGAGGAGGAGGUGGAGAUCGGUAUGUGGAACAACAACACCUCCUCACAGGAGGCCAAUCAAUCUGGAAACUGGUCCUACAUGAAGAAGAUGCCUCCAAAGAUGAAUAAACCAGUCAGUAAGCAAGAAGAUCCAUGGAUGAAUCAGUUUGUGAAGCAAUUCAACAAUAUGAAUUACUCUAGAGAACCUGAGGAAUCUCUCAAGAGCAAUAAGAUGGAAAUGUCUAGUGGAAUGAUGUCUGACAAGAGAAUGGACGUAGACAAGCAUGGUCUCAACAUGGGCGACUAUGGCAAGAAUGCAGCCUCUCGCCACCAGAUCCACAAAGACUCCAUGGACCGCAGUAACUACUUCGAUAAGCAGAACUCGCUUUCCAUGUCCUCUUAUGAUGCCUCUGGGUCAGAAGAGCCCCCAAACGAUCCCAAUCAGAACCACAAUUAUUCCUCGCCAAACGGCCAGAUUAACCCUGGUUCUGGUAGGCAGAAUGUAAACCCCAUGUAUGGUGGUAGCAAUGCAGCAGCACAAGGCCGGAACCCACAGCAGCCUUCAGCACAACCUCUGAACUCUGCGCAGCCCAAUCACCGUACUCAAGUGCCUCCACCUCUACUGCCCUCUCAGGUCCCUCCAUCAUUGAAGUACCCUCCCAAUAAUGGAAGUCUGAAUCCCUUGUUCAACCCUCAGCAGGUUGCCAUGCUUAACCAGUUGUCCCAGCUGUCUCAACUCUCCCAGAUCAACCAGUUGCAGCGCCUCCUUCUCCAGCAGCAGCAGCAGCAGCAGCAGCAGAAGAUGAAUCCCAGGCAAAUGCCCGUCGGUGGCCGUCAACAGGAGCAGCAGGGUCGUCCCCUGGGUCCCUCACAGCAGAUGAUCCAGCCGCCGCGCCACCUGGACCCCUCCAUGCUGAAGCAGCAGACCUCUCCUCAGCCUCCUUCCCUGCACCAGCCAGGCCUCAAGUCCUACCUGGACAGCCUCAUUUCCCAAAACGCGGUUGACAUGCAGAAAGAGCAGGCCAUGAACCAGUUCACUAAUUUCCCUUUAAGUGGGUGUCCUCCCCAUCCCCAUUCCCGUCCCACCCUAAGCCAGGCUGAGUUGAUGCACCAACAAGCUGCCAAGCCCAACAUGAUGCCCAACAUGUAUGCCUCUGAGAUGGCAGGCUGUGCCCCCACUGGCAACAGCCACGCCCAUAACCUCCUCAGCCCCGCCAUGAGCAACGGGCACGUGGGGCCAGGCUCGCCCCUCCCAUCCCGGUCUGCGAGGUCCUUCGCCUGUCCCGAAAACAACAGAGGUUUGACUUCGAAUGUAAGCAAUCUAGACAUCGGUAGUGUUGGUUACAAGGAGCCCCAGUCCCGUCUGAAGAAGUGGACCAUGGACAUUUCCAACUCGCCACUUGAUCAAAACCCCAGCAAACCUGGUGCUAUGUCCUCUGUACUGAGGCUGGAGGACUCCCCCUUUGGUCCGUAUGACUUCAUGAACGCCGGCAGCUCCCCCCUGAGUCCUCCGGGGUCCGUGGGGGACGGCUGGCCCAACCGUGCCAAAUCACCUCAUAGUUCCAGCAACGUCAACUGGCCACCAGAAUUCCGCCCUGGUGAGCCCUGGAAAGGAUAUCCAAACAUUGACCCUGAAACUGACCCCUUCGUCACUCCUGGCAGUGUGAUCAAUAAUCUCUCCAUUAAUACAGUGCGGGAUGUUGAUCACCUCAGGGACAGGAACAAUGGGCCAUCCUCAUCACUUAACACCACGCUGCCUUCAAAUAGUGCCUGGUCAUCCAUUCGUGCCUCCAACCACAGUGGUUCCCUCAGCAGUACAGCACAAAGCACUUCAGCCAGAAACAGUGACUCCAAAUGGUCCCCUGGUACGGUCACCAACACCUCUCUGGCUCAUGAGCUGUGGAAGGUUCCUCUCCCCCAUAAAGGCCUCUCUGCUCCGUCCCGCCCUCCCCCCGGCCUCACCGGCCAGAAGCCGCCGCCCUCGUCCUGGGACAACGGUCCCCUUCGGCUGGCGGGCUGGUCUGGUUCUGAAUCCAGAUUCACUCCUGGUUCCAGUUGGGGUGAUAGCAGCUCAGGGAGAACUAAUUGGCUCGUUCUCAAAAAUCUUACACCUCAGAUCGACGGAUCCACCCUGCGCACUCUGUGCAUGCAGCACGGCCCACUGAUUACAUUCCACCUGAACCUGCCCCAUGGCAACGCUGUGGUCUGCUACAGCUCCAAGGAGGAGGCAGCCAAAGCUCAGAAGUCUCUGCACAUGUGCGUUUUAGGGAACACUACUAUUCUCGCCGAGUUUGCUAGCGAAGAGGAAAUCAACCGUUUCUUUGCACAAGGUCAGUCCAUGACUGCCUCUUCCGGCUGGCAGACGUCGAUGGGCUCGUCCCAGAGCCGCUUGGGCCCCAGCUCCGUGGAGAGCUCGGCCCAUCCUUUCCCACCCACCCGCACUGAUCCAAAUCACUGGAACGGCAGUGGCCUGGCGGGGACUGGCGGCGGAGACCUCCACGCCUCCUCACUGUGGGGGGGCCCCAACUAUUCCACUAGCCUGUGGGGCAGCCCCAGCGAUGGGGCCCGAAUCAGCAGCCCCUCCCCCAUCAGCUCCUUCCUUCCUGUUGAUCACCUCUCAGGAAGUGGGGAGGCCAUGUAGUAGUACGUUUCACCUUAUGACUUAGAGAGAGUUAAAAAAAAAAAAAAACAAGACAAAAAAAAAAAGCAUACAAACAACCUAAAUGAAUAAAUAACCGUGACCUCAGAGUUGGAGUAGUAAAAAGAAAAAUCAUUAUCAUAUGAUCAACAGACGGGGGAAAAAAAAGAGAAAAAAAUCAAACGGCACUAGUUGGAGAAGACUUCACUUACAAAAAAAAUAUAUGGCGGGGUCGCCCUGUGGAAAUAAGUUACGUUUUUUUCUUCUCUGCACAUAUGUCCACUUUGUUUUAGCCCAAAACAUAUCAGUUUGAAUACUUGAAUCAUGCAGGCCAAUACUAUAAUGUGAAAGGAUGUAUUUACACUUCCAGGUAGUGCUCUUCAUACAGAAAAAAAGCUUCAAUUGAGCUCGUGUUUUAUUCAUCAUGUUUAUUUGAAUUCCAAUUCUUUUUAUUUUUAUUAUUUGCAUUUGUUUGCUGACAAUGUUGGAGUAUGAGCUUUUUUUUAAACUUUGCACUGAAUGUGGUUUUUCUCCGUAUAAUCUGCAAUAUCGAGGGAGCCGGCAGAUCCAGUGUAGUUGUUUACUCAAGGAUGUUCUUAAAGUGUGCGCUCUACUAUGCCUUGAUGUACGCCUACCUUAUUGUGGUAUUGUGGAGUUCAAGAUCAAGAUAUAAAUGCUGACUUAGGAUUAUUUGAUGAUAUUACAGAAUUAAGUAUUGCACCAAUUUUGUGUUUUAAAACUAAAGAAUUUAGCUCUGCAGUGUGUAAAAACUGUAGCCACAGCUGUGACUUGCAAACCCGACCUGCAAGCCAGGGGGAACAGCACUUUCAAAUAGGCUUUCAAUUUUGUUUUGGAGGUGCCACAUUGCGCCCUCUUGUUUACAGACUUUUGAGGGGGAAAGUAUGCUCAUUCUUCCUUCAUUUUAAAAUAAUAAAAAAAAAAAUCAAAGAAAAAAAUGCCUAAAAAUUUUAAAAAACUUGGAAAAAAAAUACAAAAUAAAAAAAACAAUUAAAAAAAAUUGAACUAAAAAUUAUAUCGAGGAUGAAGACGAAGCUUUCUAUCUCUGGGAAUACUGAUCAGUGUUUGGCCAUGUUGUUGGUUAUUUUACCUAUUCCUCUUGUCUGCUAAAUAACCAGCAUGGUUCUCAGGAAAUAUAGCCAGUUUUCCCCUGUAGAAAAUUUGUAGGAAAAUCCAACUUCUAGCACUGAAAGUACUUAUAGCUCUGUAAGUUUUUCUCUGCCAAAUAACUGCUUUAAGCUGGAGAUGUUCUACAUACUGCUUUCAAAAAAUAUGCUGUCUUUUUAAUAAUGGGUGGAUAUGGUUUGCUGAAUCACUAUAUUGUCCUAUUUUCCUUCCCUCUACCUAUUGAGUGGCUCAAUGUUCUCCUGCUCUGUGACCGUCAAUGUAACUGUCAGACUUCAAAAGAAAAAGCAGAAAUCUGUAACUAUGCAUACUGUAGCCCUUGACACGGCCUACAGAAUUGCUUUUUCUUUUGUCCGAAGAAUUUUUGUAUAUUCUCAGUAAUAGCAAAUACUUUGUUUCCAAUCUUUCUCAUUGCCAGAGAUGGUGUUAAAGUUUUUUUUUCUUUUUUUUCCUUUUUUCUUUUUUUUUGUUGGGGGGGGGAGGGGGGGAUUUUUAACAGUGCAAAAGUCGUCCACAUUUCAUUGCCUUGAUUCAAAUUGUGUCCGAAGAUGCAACAAGUCAAGUGGCUUUUAACUGUUUACAAAUAGAAUAUGAUUGUAACGUGUACAGUUUGGUUGUGUUAAUCUGAAGUUCCUUACAAUAUUAAUAAAUCAACAUUUUUGGCUGCUCACAUAAUACCUGUAUUCUUUUCCUCUCCAGAGCUGGUUUUGUCAUUGAAAAUGGCUUGCCUCUGUAACAGAAGCCAUGGAAGGCUAAAGCAGAGGUGAAUGUAAACUAUUGCUGGUAGUUGAAUACAAGAAAAGAUGUACAUAGAUUUACGGACGAUAUACAUUACUGAUUGUUUAGUCGAAGAUGCACAGUAUAUGAAAAGCUUCAAAGAGGAGAGGAAGAGAUUGAGUUUGAGAAAGAGAGAUGUCAGCAUUAGGCUAAGCCAUGGACCUUAAUAUUUGUUUAAGCUGUUUUGGUUUAUUUUUUCUUCUCCAUUCUAGUUUUAUUUGAAUAGUAGAACUUGCUCACUGUGUUUAAAUUAUCUGUAUUUAAUGACUCAAAAAGCGUAGUACAAAAACCCUUCGAGUAUUACCCUGACUUGACGGUGGUGUGCCAGUAUUGAACCAUAUUAAGUAACUGCUUUACCAAAUAUACUUCAAUCAGAAGAUUUGUUUACUUAAUUCCAGAUCUUGCUUCUCAUUUUGUUUAACAAAUAUUAAGAGAAACAUUGGAACCAGGUUUUAUCAUGUUGUUUUUUUAGAGGGGAGUACAAGAGUAAACAUAAUGACACAUUGAAAUGAAAAGCCUUGGAUUUGCACUUGGUGUACAUAUUAAGAAAAAGAAAAAAGAAAAAGAAAAAGAAACUGAUUAGGUUGUACUGUAUUUGUUUUUCCUGGAGGAGAGUAUAGCUUUCUGUGGCUUGCCUGGCUUGAUUGGAGAAGAGUGCGGUGUGUCUGUCUUUUGGAUUGUUAAAUGCACAAUGGCUUAUCUCUAAGGGUGCGAGGCAGUUUUACUUUCUGUUGGUUCUCCAAACUUGGCCUGCUCUCUUCCUUGCUCUGAAGGAAACCGCUGUGUAUUUGAGCUGGUGUUCGUAAAAAGCGGAGCCUGUAUUGGGCGCUCACGCAGGUCUCUGGCACUAGAUUGCUGUGAUUUAUUUUUAUUUUUUUUAUAUUAUUAUUGUUCAUUUAUUCUUAUUUUAUUAUGACUGUGCAUGGGAGGUCAGCUGCUCCAGGCCUUGUGCUCGGGAGUGACCUUCCUCUGUGUCCAGGGUAGUGGUGUUGAAGUACUGAGGGUUGGCGCUGUGCAUGGCUUUAACUAAUGGUUCUGAAUAGGAUCUUUCUAACUGUUGGGAGAGAUGGCUUUUUGUAUUAUUGUCUCCCUAAACUUUGUGGCUUUUGUUUAAUGGAGUGAAUUAAUAGCAUAGGGAAAAGCCAUUUGGCACCCAAUUAAUUUCCACUUUUCUUUUCUUUUUCUUUUUUUUUUUAAACUUUUUUUUUUAGUUUUUGUCUUCUGUCUCUGUCAUCUUAAAGAAAUGUCUUCAUGUAUGUACAGCUGUUUGGUGUUGGACAAAGUUGUCCCUCCGAGACAUGAAAAUUUCACUGUCAUGCCAAAAUUUCAGAGGGGGAGAGGGAGGAAAGGGAUUUGUUGUUUUGUAAAAGCUGGACAAUGUAUACGCUUAAAAUGCCACUUGCAAAUGGAUGUUUUGAGGAAAUUCAUGAGCAAUGUACAAUCCCCAUUUUGUAUGGCCAGGUGAAAGUAGAGGAAAACAUGGCUUGGCCUGACAUUCUACUUUUGUAUGAGAAAAUGUCAUUCUUUUCUGAAACUAUCCUGUGAGCAAAAUAUACCCAUGUCUUUUAAAUGGUUCCUACUGUUGAACAAUGUGCUACGGCAAUUGACUUAAACUGUGAGUAUUUCUGUCUUGUCAUAAAAAAAAAAACCUUAAAGCUUUAGUAAUACCAGCACAAAGAAAUGGAUGGAUGAAUGAAUGAGAGGUUGAAUCUUAACUUCCACUUUGGAGAAUACUAAGAAAGUCUAUGCAGUGAGAAAUGAGGCUUCAAUGUCUUUUUUUUGUUUGUUUUUGUUUGUUUUCCUCUCAGUAUAAUCUUACACAGUAGUGACAGGAUAACAAAAAAAAACACAUCCUGAAACAUGUGCCAUGAUUGAAAUUUCUUGUUUUUCCUUUUCAAAUAAUUGGCCAGUUGUAGCAGAUGGAGCAUUACACUGGGAAACUUCCCUUUUUCUCACUUGUUCCUCGAUCACAAAAUAUGGGGAACUGAGAAAAGGUGGAGUUUUCAAUGCAACCUCUUAUAUUGACAUAUUUCAGACACCAUUCUUUGCUCCCUCAUAAACCUAUAUGCACACUGCUUUUGGUUGACUGUUUAAGGGAUGUGUAGAAAUCAACAUCAAUAAACUUACCAACUUCAAUGAGCAGGAAGUACUCUUCACUGUCUUCCUGGGGUCAUCGUAGAAUUUUCACUUGGGGAACUGCACUUUUUGAAGGACAAUCCUUAUUUGUAUUGGUUCAAAUUUGACAGGAAUUAGUCUAAUAACACAAGGUAGAAAACUCGUGUUUAGUGAUGAAUGUUUCCUCUGAUGCUGUUGUGUUUUAUUUUACUCUUUGUUGCUUGGUUUUCAAUUUUAGUGCUCUUAAGUGAAUAUAUACUAAGGUUGUAGAGUAGAUAUUAGGUCUUAUGUUGGCUGUACUCGUAGACUGAUAACUGUUUGUAAAAUUCUGGCCCUGAUGUCAGAAUACAAAGCUGUAUAACUUGGGUACAACCCUCAAUAAAAAAGCCUAACAUUCAA
Messenger RNA from Clupea harengus (Atlantic herring), 10677 nucleotides. RefSeq names its product trinucleotide repeat containing adaptor 6A (gene tnrc6a). Gene Ontology annotation, cellular component: P-body; nucleoplasm. Gene Ontology annotation, biological process: positive regulation of nuclear-transcribed mRNA poly(A) tail shortening; miRNA-mediated post-transcriptional gene silencing. Lineage: Eukaryota; Metazoa; Chordata; Actinopteri; Clupeiformes; Clupeidae. Gene Ontology annotation, molecular function: nucleic acid binding. The record is from RefSeq and is a predicted model, not a curated record.